AGAAGCAGACGACAUUGUAUUUGCAUGUUUUUUUUGGCAACCCCCCAAAAACCAAAAAACUGUGUGAUUUUGUGACACAGUUUCGACUUAUUUAGAUGUUUUGUAUUCAAUCAAAGCUACUUUUCUGAGGAGAGGAAAUGCUAGAUCAGAACAGCCAAGCUGAGGAGUGGAUUGAAGAGGAGGAACUUGUUGUUGUGGAACUGUCGGGGAUAAUCGACUCGGACUAUCUAGCAAAAUGUCGGAAGUCCAAUUUAAAAGUUCUGGGUGUCGAGACGAACGAUCCGGUCUUGCAACUUGGAAGUUAUGUCUUCACCGGACAACACAAGAGCAUGCUGGGAACAGCCGUUAUAUUCGAGAAGACAUCGGAAAAUGAAGGUCAAGAAACAGCGCCCUCAACCGGCAAACAGUGGAAAUACAAAUGUCACACAGAGAAGAGAAUCUCAAUGCAAAGGGCUCUUGUGAAAUCCAAACACAAAGUUAAUGAACCAACAAAGUCUUCAGACAACUCGGAAGACAUGCGGCCAAUAGAGACACCCCAAGCCCCAACAUGAUGACAGCUUUAAUUUAAUUGGUCAACACAAACUCUCAGGACCUGUUUCAGCCAAUCUGAAGCUGGCUAUCAUACAAGAAAUCUCAAAAUGUUGGGAGCUUGAAUUUCGUUGGAUCCCAGUAAUCCACAGGUGUUCCAUUGAACAACUUUGCAGAACAGCUGAAACAUUUCAUGAACAGUAUUGUCAAAGUCUGUCCCGAGCCAAUAUGACUGAUCAGGCGGGUGUGUGCAUCUAGUUUCAUUGGUAUUAAUCAACUGAGAAUAUAAACCAGUACACUUAUCGUUAAAGAGACCGGGCACCUUUGAUAAUUGCUAAAGACCAGUAUUCUAACUUAGUUUAUCUCAACAUAUGCAUAAAAUAACAAACCUGUGAAGUUGGAUUCAAUU
Molecule: messenger RNA, 937 nt
Organism: Asterias rubens (European starfish)
Lineage: Eukaryota; Metazoa; Echinodermata; Asteroidea; Forcipulatida; Asteriidae
Product: general transcription factor 3C polypeptide 6-like
Exons: 5
Coding region: 138-551 (137 amino acids)
Biological process (GO): transcription by RNA polymerase III
Cellular component (GO): transcription factor TFIIIC complex
Source: RefSeq, a predicted model, not a curated record